Molecule: messenger RNA, 2250 nt
Organism: Salmo salar (Atlantic salmon)
Lineage: Eukaryota; Metazoa; Chordata; Actinopteri; Salmoniformes; Salmonidae
Product: ectonucleoside triphosphate diphosphohydrolase 8
Biological process (GO): nucleoside diphosphate catabolic process
Cellular component (GO): plasma membrane
Molecular function (GO): UDP phosphatase activity; GDP phosphatase activity; ribonucleoside triphosphate phosphatase activity
Source: RefSeq, a predicted model, not a curated record
GAGAGAGAGAGAGAGAGAGAGAGAGAGAGAGAGAGAGAGAGAGAGAGAGAGAGAGAGCAAGUGAAUGGGAGAGAUAGAGUAUGUGAGUGAGAGCACAAGAGAUAGGUGGAACGCCUAUCCUCUGAUCAGUGUAAGAUCUUACCAGACUGCAGUCAAUUUAGAACAUUUCAAAGAUAACGCAUAUGGUUCUAGUUUGACCUUGGGGUCAGGGAGAAGAGAUCACAGAGAAGAAACUUCCUUGUCGGAAGAGUUGGUUGACAGGUGUAUUUGGAAUGAAGAUGUCAAUGGUGAAACAGGCAGCAAUGGCUGUGGUGGUGGUAGCGAUGGGAUGCAUGGCCGUCAUCGCUCUAAUCCUCACAUUAGUUCAGCACCACUCAGUGGAUCUCCCCCAUCGCAUGCAGUAUGGGAUGGUGUUUGACGCUGGAUCCACACACACUUCUCUCUACAUGUACCGUUGGCCUGGCAACAAAGAAAACAACACUGGGGUGGUGUCACAGAUGCUGGUCUGUGAUGUUGAUGGAAAUGGCAUCUCUAGCUAUGCCCGGGACCCCCCUGCUGCAGGGCUCAGUCUGAGGAAGUGCCUGGACAGUGCACUGGCAGUCGUCCCUGACAACCAGCUGAGGGAAACUCCUGUGUACCUUGGUGCUACCGCUGGCAUGCGACUCUUGCAGCUACAGAAUCAAACCCAGUCUGAUCAGGUUUUGGAGCAGGUAACCAAGGUGAUCCAGGGGUAUCCCUUUGACUUUCGGGGGGCACGAAUUCUCUCUGGGAUGGAGGAAGGGGCUUACGGAUGGAUCACCACCAACUAUCUACAAGAGGGCUUCAUCAAGCACGGCUUUGAGGGAGGAUGGGUGCGUCCUAAAGGAAGGAAGAUCUGGGGUGCCCUGGAUAUGGGAGGCUCUUCCACCCAGAUAGCCUUUACUCCCGGCCAGCCUGUACGGGACCCUGCCUCCGCCCUGGGACCCAAGCUCUAUGGUUACCAGUAUGAGGUGUACACACACAGCUACCUGUGCUAUGGCAAGGAGCAGACCAUGAGGCAGCUACAGGUUCAUCUUCUCAAGAUGAGUGGGUCUACCCGCCCAGUCAACCACCCCUGCUACCACCUGGGUGACAACCUAACCCUGACUCUGGGUGACCUCUAUGACUCCCCCUGCGUGGUCAGACCCGUGACCUUUGACCCAGCCUCAGUGGUCACCUUCACAGGUACCAGUGAGCCACUUCAGUGUCUCAACCAGAUAAAGAACAUCACGAACCUGGCUGCCUGUUCCCUGGCCCCCGACUGUGGCUUCAACGGGGUCUACCAGCCCCCUGUCAUUGGAAACUUCUUUGCUUUCUCAGCAUACUAUUACACCUUUGACUUCCUUGGUCUGGCUCCUCAGUCCUCUCUGUCUCAGGCUACCACCACAAUAGACACUUUCUGCAAAAGGACCUGGAACUCGCUCAAGAAAGAGUAUGCUGUAAAAGACAAGUACCUUCGUGAUUACUGUGCCUCAGCCAACUACAUAAUGACAGUACUACUAGACGGCUACAAGUUCAACCAGACCUGGGGAAACAUAUACUUCCAGAGACAGGUGGCAGACACAGACAUUGGCUGGACGCUGGGCUACAUGUUGAACCUGACCAACCUGAUCCCCUCAGAGCUCCCCCUGGUGGUGACAGGUGUGCAGCGCAGCCAGUGGGCAGCAGAGGUCUUCUUCAUUGUGUUUGCUGUGUUCCUCAGCCUGAUGGUACUGGUCCUACUGUGGCUCUGGAACCCACAGGACGGACGAGGUAACAAAUGACAAUCGAUGAAAUCACACUCUGAACGUCUCUGUCUUCUAGUCUAUAUAGUGAUGAGAUACAAUGUGAUGUAACAGCAGCUAUCAAGCACUGUGUCAAUAAGAGCGGAACGGAAGUGGCAGCUCCUGGAACUCCCAGUAAUAGUUAAAUAAAUAGUCAUAUUUUCUGUCAAUAUGACUAAUUAUGGAGGCAGUUGAAUGUAUUAGGAAUUUAUUAGGCAUUUAUAAGCUGCAUAGCUUGAUGUUUUUCCUGCAAAUAGAAACCCUACAACUAUAAUAUAUAACUAUCUACUAUAAAUGAAUAGUGUUGGUAUGAACAUAUACCUCAAUGAUUUUAUAUUUCUCCCCCCCAUAAACAGUCAUUGAAGUACCAAAGGGAGGAUCAUUUCAAGUGUCACAUCACUAUUACUACAUGACUUGUUCAAUGCAUUUGAUAUAUUACAUUUAGAAAUAAAAUACAAUCAUAAGGGCG